UAUCUUCUGCAUUCAGAAAACCUAUUCAAGGCUGAAAGGAUAGGCGUUCGAAGACAAAGGCGGUUUAUUCAUUAUAAUGAAAUUUGAACAGGUCUAACUUUUAAAAAAGUACACAAAAUGACUUCCAGUAUGUCUAGCGAUCAAAUACAUAAAAUGACUGAAAAUGUCUAUCGGGGUCUUAUUGAAGGAUUAUACCCUGAGUUGAGGGAACUUUUACAUUUUGGAAAAAUCUAUGAAAAAGCAUUACAAAAUGUUUCGGCCUCAGCUAAGGCCUACAUGGACUGCCUGAUGAAGGUUGGUGAAGUAGCUACCCAGACCAAAGCAGCACGACAAAUAGGUCAAGCUCUGCUCCAGUUAUCCGAAACGUUUAAACAAAUAGAUUCCCAACGUGAAAUAACGCUCCUAGCAUUUCGGAAAGAACUGCUGACACCAAUUGAAAAUCAUCUUGAACAAGAGACCAAAUCAACGAUCACCACUAAUAAAACAUACAUAGCAGAAAAUAAAACUAAAUCAGAGAUUGUUGAAAGAUGCAGAAGUGAAGCAAAGAAGUACCAGAAGAAAAGCCUAAAAAAUAGUGCAGGGAAGUACCAUGAAAAGGAACAAAAAAGCUCACAAGAACUACAAACGCAACAAAAAAUGCUCUUCGAGUUUAGGAUCAAAUCCCUUAAAGAGGCGUGGGGCGAAGAACGUCGUCAUUACUGCUUGAUAGGUGACCGAUGCUGCUCCUUGGUCAAGAACCACCUGGUGUACCAUAGCAAGGCUCAGAGCCUGUUUAAUCAUCGUCUUCCAUCAUGGCUUGACACCGUUGCUAAGCCUGAGAACCUUCCAGAGGAAUGUGACGACUUCUUUGCAUCUCAACCACGUCCAGUGUUGGGAGAACAUCUGGAAGGCGGGGGCCAAUUUACCCGGACUUUGCUGAUGGAGCAUCGUCAAAAUCUACACAAUGUCCAAAAUAAGGAUCGAGAGAGGUUAGCCAGUACCGGUGGUAGAGAUGCUGACAGUCAUAGUGUUGGUGAUGAUGGCAGCCCUAAGUCCACUACAGGCACAUCCACAUUCGUCUACGCCACCCUUCCCAAGAAGACGCUGGUCCAUUCAAGCAGUAUGCGACACUCCCUCAACCCAGUACCACCACCCAGCAUUUCCUCCAAUCAGACACUACCAAAACAACAGAUGAACCGUCAAGUGUCCGAGCCUGCAACACAACAGAGCUCUGCAGAGGAACCUAGGCCAACUCUAGUGCAGGCAAUCUAUGGGCAUACAGCUGCUUCACCGAAUCAGCUCAGCUUCGUGGAGGGCGACAUCAUCAGCUUAGUUGGACCGAGGAAAGAGAGCUGGCAUUUUGGCUACAACACACGAAGCAAGAAGAGUGGAUGGUUUCCCAUUACAUUCACUCACUUAGUGCAAGUUCAAAAUGGCACAGCUGAACGAUCUCGAAUGUCCACUAUGAGUGCUGAUGGUAUCGCCUCACUACAAGUAAACAUCCCCUCACCGGAUUAUGGUGGCUUUGACACCUCUAAGGUGCCGAGAGCAUCCUCAACGCCACAGACUUCCAACACCAACUUCCAGAAUGCAAACCUAGUCGGUAAUGGGCUACUCACCACUGGCUCUACAUACCAACAUCAAAAUCAAGUCCAAGCUUUAAAACAACAGAAACAUGUAACUGCAGGAUCUGAUCGGGAUAGUUUAGACAGUGGGCAGAGUGGCCACAGGGACUCGCCACCUCAUCCUAAACAAGGACCAUUCUCACCACCUGAUGAAGUAUUUGAGGAGCAACCACCAAGUAAUCCUUUUGGUCAUAUCGUCUUAAGAAAAACCAUCACGAACGACCGCUCGGCCCCAGCUAUAGUUAAGGACAUUUAUGACACACCGACUAUUGUCGUAAAUGAUUCACCACGGAGGUAUAAUCCUUUUACUGGUGUGCAGCUUCGUAGAACACAAACGAACGACCGCUCGGCACCACAAAUUCCCUCCGACUACGCACUACCAAAUAGUCCACGCUAAACUUCACUGUACUUCCACCCAGAUGUCAUCUGGGACGAAUAUGAUGAUCACCUGGAACACAACAAGAUUAGGUGCUCAGAUAUGCAAAUGUGAACAUAGAAUUCGGUCAUUUCAUCUAAGUUCAAACGAAAUUCAGUAAAUUACACUGGUGCUUGUGUUUAGUUUAGUGCCUUUUUUGAAAGUAAAAGAAGGUUUUACAUAUAAGAGAUGAAAUGUUUUGGAUUGCAAAUGCAUUCUAUGGUUUUAUGAAUUAUCUAAGGACCCUAUGUGAUAAAUUACCAUAGAGGUGGAAAAUGUUGCCAUGGAAAAUUAACAUGGCAUGUGUUACCAUGGAAAUUUAAUGUGAAGAAAUGCCUUUUUUAAGUAUGAAAAAUGAUAAUAUAAACAUGAAAAUUUAUCAUAUUUACUGUAGAGGUUCUUCUGGUUUUCAUAGCAUCUGUUUGAUUAAUAAUUGCAAUUGGGUUAGCAAUUUGUUACUAUGGAAGAAUUCUUCUUUUUGACCUUGUAGAAGUUACCAUGGUGAUAUGUCUAAUUUCCAUGGAGCUUUACAAUGUGCUUAUUGGUGGUGCUAUUUUCAACAAAUUGUCUGUAAAUAGAAAAAAAAAAUGCACUUUUUUAGCUGGAUUCUGUUUUGUAGAAACAGUUUAUGCCCAUAAAAAAGAGUCACAAAAAGCGUGCUAUAAAUGUGGGCCAAGUAUCUGAGUAAAGAAUAUGUUAAGAAAUAACAGUAUGCUAUUAGUUUUAUUAAUUGGUAUUUUAUGUUACUUUUCAUGAUCAUGUUAUACAAUUGAGUUAGUAACGAACAAGGAUCUUAGAAUUAUUGCCAGAAUUCAUUAAUGACCAAAUUUCAAAAAUUAAUUCCAAAUAUGUAACCAAAAGCAAGCCAAUGUUCAGAUAAUUCUAGACUAGUCUGUUGUUUUUCAGUGAUUAUGAACAAAAAAUUAAUAUUUUUUACAAGAUGUUUAAAAGUUGUCUACUACCAUAAUAAGUAUUUAUAAUGCCAAUUUUGUGUGCUAAAUUAAAACUACAUUUGUGUAAUCAUUAGAAACAAGGUACUAUCUGUCUUAACAUAUAGUAGUCUUUUAUUACUAACAAGUUAACAUGAACAAACAAAUGAGGUUUUUUUUUAUAACUCAUUUGACUUUUGCUAUUAGUUGUACUAUUAUUUUAGUAUCAUGAUUGUUAUGUUUAUCGCACAAUAUUUUGCCGACAGUCUAUGCCAUAUUCAUUGGGUGAACAUUAACUAGCACUAUCAAAUUCUUGUGUAGCAUGCCUCCUAUCAAUUUUUAAGUGGCUAAUAUUUGUAGUGUACCCAUAUAUGGGCAUGAUUGUAUGAAAUCACAUCCAUAUAUGGACAUGAUAAUGUCAAAUUGCACCCAUAUAUGAGCAAAUUACAGAUACUUGUCACAUUAAACUUUGUAUGGGCAGAACUUUACUAAUUACAUUUUUUUUUUGUCAAGAGAAUAUUUUUUAAUGAUAAAUAUUUAUACAUAUAAUCAACCUAUCCAUCUGAUAUUUUUUAAUUUUAUAGGUUUAAUGGUUUCUAUAAAUUAAAAAAGUCACUGGUCUUCUUACUAUACCUAUCCAUGUAAUAUUUUAUAAGAUUAAGAAAGAUAUUAAACGAUAUUUAAAUAAAAGUAAACUUUAGAAUAAUGAUAGAUCAUUUGGUGAUACCACUCCUACUAAUACAAUUCUACUAAUAAUAAUAAUGAAUGCUAUAAAUACAAAUUGUAUGCGCACACAUAUUUGGAAUAAAGAAGACUUGUAGGACUAUGCAAUGCACAUUUCUCUACUUGUAAUAGG
Molecule: messenger RNA, 3804 nt
Organism: Anneissia japonica
Lineage: Eukaryota; Metazoa; Echinodermata; Crinoidea; Comatulida; Comatulidae
Product: brain-specific angiogenesis inhibitor 1-associated protein 2-like
Exons: 17
Coding region: 118-2001 (627 amino acids)
Biological process (GO): plasma membrane organization; actin filament bundle assembly; positive regulation of actin filament polymerization
Cellular component (GO): cytosol; nucleoplasm
Molecular function (GO): protein binding
Source: RefSeq, a predicted model, not a curated record